AUGGUUCAACAGCACGUGCAACAGGAAAGAAAGGGACCUAGCCUUUUUCCUCUGCCAACUCAGAAACAAAAUUUACCUAACCAUACUGCGAAAGUGUUUGUGGCAUUAUAUGACUAUAAGGCACAAAUUGAUGAAGACCUUAGUUUCAAGAAAGGAGAGCACUUGGAGGUCAUCAUUGACACCCAGGGUGACUGGUGGUAUGCUAGGAGCAAGGCCACCAAGGAAGAAGGAUUCCUUCCUUCCAACUAUGUGGCCAAACUCAAGCCAAAUGAAGCUGAUCCGUGGUACUUUGGAAAUACAAAGCGAACGGAAGCUGAGAAAAAGCUCCUCUUACCAGAGAAUGACCAUGGAGCGUUCCUCAUACGUGAUAGUGAAAGUAGACCCAAUGACUACUCUCUGUCUGUAAAAUAUGAUGAUACAGUGAAGCACUACCGGAUCAAGCAACGCGAAGAAGUAGGAUUCUUUAUUGGCAAAAAGAAUGCUUUCGGAACUCUCCAAGAAUUGGUGGACCAUUACUCCAACGAUGCUGAUGGGCUAGGUUCUGAGGUACCAGAACUUCAUGGCCAUCGGCAUUCCAGGUGCAUGGCUUAUCCACACCCCUACAUCCACACCUACAUCCACACCUACAUCCCCUGCUUUGAUGUAGGACCUGGGGAGAGAUCCCAGGUCUGA
Molecule: messenger RNA, 672 nt
Organism: Darwinula stevensoni
Lineage: Eukaryota; Metazoa; Arthropoda; Ostracoda; Podocopida; Darwinulidae
Source: the annotation of a GenBank genome assembly